UCGCCCCUAGGUGUUCCCGCCCCUCCCCCUCCCGUGUGGUUCGCUUUCUGUCAGCCUCUCUCCCUCUCCCUCUCCCCUCUCCUUCCUCUCGCUUCCUCUCUCGCACCUGAGCGCACGCACCUGCCCGGGCCCGGCUCCCUCCUCCUCCUCCCCUCCCUCUUUCCCCGCCCGGCCGCGGGAGCUCGUGGCUGCGUCACCGCCACCCCCCCCAGACAAGAUGGACACCGCGGAGGAAGACAUAUGUAGAGUGUGUCGGUCGGAAGGAACACCUGAGAAACCACUUUAUCAUCCUUGUGUAUGUACUGGCAGUAUUAAGUUUAUCCAUCAAGAAUGCUUAGUUCAGUGGCUGAAACACAGUCGAAAAGAAUACUGUGAAUUAUGCAAGCACAGAUUUGCUUUUACACCAAUUUAUUCUCCAGAUAUGCCUUCACGGCUUCCAAUUCAAGACAUAUUUGCUGGACUGGUUACAAGUAUUGGUACUGCAAUACGAUAUUGGUUUCAUUAUACACUUGUGGCCUUUGCUUGGUUGGGAGUUGUUCCUCUUACAGCAUGCCGCAUCUACAAGUGCUUGUUUACUGGCUCUGUGAGCUCACUACUGACACUGCCAUUAGAUAUGCUGUCGACGGAAAAUUUGUUGGCAGAUUGUUUGCAGGGUUGUUUUGUGGUGACAUGCACACUGUGUGCAUUCAUCAGCCUGGUGUGGUUGAGAGAGCAGAUAGUCCAUGGGGGAGCACCAAUUUGGUUGGAGCACGCUGCCCCACCCUUCAAUGCUGCGGGACAUCACCAAAAUGAGGCUCCAGCAGGAGGAAAUGGUGCAGAAAAUGUUGCUGCUGAUCAGCCUGCUAACCCACCAGCUGAGAAUGCAGUGGUGGGGGAAAACCCUGAUGCCCAGGAUGACCAGGCAGAAGAGGAGGAGGAGGACAAUGAGGAGGAAGAUGACGCUGGUGUGGAAGAUGCGGCAGAUGCUAAUAACGGAGCCCAGGAUGACAUGAAUUGGAAUGCUUUAGAAUGGGACCGAGCUGCUGAAGAGCUUACAUGGGAAAGAAUGCUAGGACUUGAUGGAUCACUAGUUUUUCUGGAACAUGUCUUCUGGGUGGUAUCUUUAAAUACACUGUUCAUUCUUGUUUUUGCAUUUUGCCCUUACCAUAUUGGUCAUUUCUCCCUUGUUGGUUUGGGAUUUGAAGAACACGUCCAAGCAUCUCAUUUUGAAGGCCUAAUCACAACCAUAGUUGGGUAUAUACUUUUAGCAAUAACAUUGAUAAUUUGUCAUGGCUUGGCAACUCUUGUGAAAUUUCAUAGAUCUCGUCGCUUACUAGGAGUCUGCUAUAUUGUUGUUAAGGUCUCUUUGUUAGUGGUGGUAGAAAUUGGAGUAUUCCCUCUCAUUUGUGGUUGGUGGCUGGAUAUCUGUUCCUUGGAAAUGUUUGAUGCUACUCUGAAAGAUCGAGAACUGAGCUUUCAGUCAGCUCCAGGUACUACCAUGUUUCUGCAUUGGCUAGUGGGAAUGGUAUAUGUCUUCUACUUUGCCUCCUUCAUUCUGUUACUGAGAGAGGUACUUCGACCUGGUGUCCUAUGGUUUCUAAGGAAUUUGAAUGAUCCAGAUUUCAAUCCAGUACAGGAAAUGAUCCAUUUGCCAAUAUAUAGGCAUCUCCGAAGAUUUAUUUUGUCAGUGAUUGUCUUUGGCUCCAUUGUCCUCCUGAUGCUUUGGCUUCCUAUACGUAUAAUUAAGAGUGUGCUGCCUCAUUUUCUUCCAUACAAUGUCAUGCUCUACAGUGAUGCUCCAGUGAGUGAACUGUCCCUCGAGCUGCUUCUGCUUCAGGUUGUCUUACCAGCAUUACUUGAACAGGGACACACAAGGCAGUGGCUGAAGGGGCUGGUGCGAGCGUGGACUGUGACCGCCGGAUACUUGCUGGAUCUUCAUUCUUAUUUAUUGGGAGACCAGGAAGAAAAUGAAAACAGUGCAAAUCAACAAGUCAACAAUAAUCAGCAUGCUCGAAAUAACAAUGCUAUUCCUGUGGUGGGGGAAGGCCUUCAUGCAGCCCACCAAGCCAUACUCCAGCAGGGAGGGCCAGUUGGCUUUCAGCCUUACCGCCGACCUUUAAAUUUUCCACUCAGGAUAUUUCUGUUGAUUGUCUUUAUGUGUAUAACAUUACUGAUUGCCAGCCUCAUCUGCCUUACUUUACCAGUAUUUGCUGGCCGUUGGUUAAUGUCAUUUUGGACGGGGACUGCCAAAAUCCAUGAGCUCUACACAGCUGCUUGUGGUCUCUAUGUUUGCUGGCUAACCAUAAGGGCUGUGACGGUGAUGGUGGCAUGGAUGCCUCAGGGACGCAGAGUGAUCUUCCAGAAGGUUAAAGAGUGGUCUCUCAUGAUCAUGAAGACUUUGAUAGUUGCGGUGCUGUUGGCUGGAGUUGUCCCUCUCCUUCUGGGGCUCCUGUUUGAGCUGGUCAUUGUUGCUCCCCUGAGGGUUCCCUUGGAUCAGACUCCUCUUUUUUAUCCAUGGCAGGACUGGGCACUUGGAGUCCUGCAUGCCAAAAUCAUUGCAGCUAUAACAUUGAUGGGUCCUCAGUGGUGGCUGAAAACUGUAAUUGAACAGGUUUAUGCAAAUGGCAUCCGGAACAUUGACCUUCACUAUAUUGUUCGUAGACUGGCAGCUCCAGUGAUCUCUGUGCUGUUGCUUUCCCUGUGUGUACCUUAUGUCAUAGCUUCUGGUGUUGUUCCUUUACUAGGUGUUACUGCGGAAAUGCAAAACUUAGUCCAUCGGCGGAUUUAUCCAUUUUUACUGAUGGUGGUGGUAUUGAUGGCAAUUUUGUCCUUCCAGGUCCGCCAGUUUAAGCGCCUUUAUGAACAUAUUAAAAAUGACAAGUAUCUUGUGGGUCAACGACUUGUGAACUACGAACGGAAAUCUGGCAAACAAGGCUCAUCUCCAGCACCUCCACAGUCAUCCCAAGAAUAAAGUAGUUGUCUCAACAACUUGACCUUCCCCUUUACAUGUCCUUUUUUGUGGACUUCUCUCUUUGGAGAUUUUUCCCAGUGAUCUCUCAGCGUUGUUUUUAAGUUAAAUGUAUUUGACUUAUGUUCUCAGCAUUCAGAGAGCAGCGGUGUAAGGUUCUGCUGUUCUUCCCUGGAUCUUCUGACUUUACUGCUGUCUGAGAUUUGUAUAUGUGUAAAUACAAGUUCCUUGAUACCCUAAAACCUUGGAUUAAACAGAAUGUGCAUUGUACAUCUUUAAACAAAAUGUAUAUUAAUUUAUUAAAUCUAGUUGUCACUUUAUUUUGGACCUGCUGUGAUCUCGACAGGAAACAUGCCACAGAGCAGUAGUGCACAGGCAAGACUUUUCAGUGAUGCCUUGUGGAGCGCAGUUCAUGAUGUCCUAGCAGCUUUCACUAAGGGAACUGUACAUUCUUUCUUGGCUAUUCAGACCUUACCAAGAACGUUAAAGGAAACAAGUAGAAAUCAGCAGUGGAGUGUCUGUGGUAAGAAAACAUGAACUUUAUGCUUCACUGUUAGUUGUUUGUGGAAGUUAUUUUGUAUAACACCAAAGCUGUUGUACAUUUUCUACUGCCUGAUUUUUUUCAUGUGUCUGUGUUUGUAAUAUUGUAUAGUAUCUUGUGCUAGGUGAGGAAAUUAUUUUUAAUUUUGAUAAUUUAAUAUUCCUAAUGUGAUCAGCAUUGGGAGUUGGGUUUCAGUGCUUGUUAGGGGCAUGUCUAUACUUAGAAAAGAGAAAAAAAGUCCAAAUGAAGAUUUUCAUUAGUCCAUCCCCCACCCCCCUGCCCCACAUCCUUUCUUUUCUGUAGCAGUGGCCAGAAGUCAUGCAAGGUCAUAAAUCUUUCAGAAUGACAUCACCAACUGUAUUGCAUCUUACUGGAUUUAGGACUUCUGAGAUGCUUGUGAGGUGUAGAUGUGGUUGUGGUCUUAGAUUGACAGCAUUAGAGAAGACUGGUUAGGACAUCUGGUCUCGAUGGUUAGCGCCUCAUUGGCUGAGGACUAGGUGUCCAUUUCUCCUAGCUUUUCAUCAGGAAAUCCCAAAGUUUCCAAAGCUUUUUGUUUACAGAAUAAAACUUCAAAUAAAACCAAUUCAUUAUUUUUCCAGAAGGAAGCUUGACUGAGCUGGCCUUUUAACAUAGGAAUGUAUUUCAUUGGAAACAUUCUGAAAAAUCUCAGAGAACUAAACCCUUACAAACUUUGUUUUCCCUCAUAACCAAAGCUUCAAAUUAGAAGUUUAGAAAAAUAGAAUGGUUGGGUACAUGAUCUAAGUGUUUAAUGUUAAAGGUAUAUUGUAAGGGUAGUGUUUGUUUUUGAAUGAUACUUUAGGAGGUCUCAUAGAAAGUGUAUAGCAUAGGUCUUCAGGAACUAUAAAAGAAUUUUCAUAUAGUAUUAAAAUCCAGAGACUAAAAUCUGAGAAAUUUUUAACAUAUGCAAGUCAGCCAAACAUAAGCUACCAAAAUAAAGAGCAAUGUGUUCUGGCUGUUUUAUACUUCAACAAUUUUUUCCCUAAGUGGUAAGCAGUUACUUUAAAACACAUUUUUAAAAACAUCAGUAUCAGGAGCUGCGGUGGCUCUGGCCGGUUGUCCUAGCACACAAGGAGGCGAGGCUGUGCGUUCAAGGCCAACCUAGGCAAAAUU
This is a messenger RNA of Chlorocebus sabaeus (green monkey), 4619 nucleotides long. RefSeq names its product membrane associated ring-CH-type finger 6 (gene MARCHF6). Gene Ontology annotation, biological process: ERAD pathway. Gene Ontology annotation, cellular component: endoplasmic reticulum membrane. NCBI's taxonomy places the organism in Eukaryota, Metazoa, Chordata, Mammalia, Primates, Cercopithecidae. Gene Ontology annotation, molecular function: zinc ion binding. The record is from RefSeq and is a predicted model, not a curated record.